Molecule: messenger RNA, 309 nt
Organism: Guillardia theta CCMP2712
Lineage: Eukaryota; Cryptophyceae; Pyrenomonadales; Geminigeraceae
Exons: 1
Molecular function (GO): protein binding
Source: RefSeq, a predicted model, not a curated record
GACACCGCCAUCUACUACAACAACCGGGGGCUCGCGUACCUUCGCAUGGAGAACUACGAGAGUUGCUUCCAGGACUUCGAUGUUGCUACCCAGCUCAACCCCAACGACCCCAACUACUUCUUCAACCGCGGGAACGCCUACCUUACCAUCCGCAACGUAGAGCAGGCUCUUUCCGAUCUCGACGAGGCCAUCUCCCUGGCCCAGUCGAUCCCUGCCUACUACCACAGCAAGGGAGUUGCGUUCCAGGCGCUGGGACGGAAGGCUGGGGCGAUCGAGAUGUUUGACAAGGCGCUUGCACUGAACCCCAAG